UUAACGCUCAAGGAAGCCGGUGUUACUAGCGUUUUGUCGAGACGAUGGUGCUAUUUAUGGACUAAUGUAGCUAGAUUAGACUUUGAUGUUGAUGACAAACUGGUCAGCAUUGCUGCUGAUCUCAAACUGAGGAUCCCUGAGAGGAAAAAGUACGUUAAUUGGGUGAACCGCGUGAUGAGGCAACAUAGAGGGCCGGCAUUGGAUCUCGUUAGGAUUUGUUUCAUUCUGGAUAAGAGUUUGAGUGAUGUUAUUGACAAUUGGGUUGAAUUCGCUAUUGCAAAGAGAGUUCAGAGGCUUGAGUUGGACUUGUUGGGAAACGAGGAGGCUCGUUGUUGGCCCACGUACAACUAUUCUUUCCCUUACAAUCCCGACAUGUUGGCUUGGUUGAAAGGCCUUAAAGCCCUCUCACUUAAAUGUGUGAAUGUGAGUGAAGAAGCUCUAGAUUGUUUCUUGUUGAGGUGUCCAGAGCUGCAGAGUUUUUCCUUACAUUCGGCCGAGGGUUUGAGGAGUGUGAAGGUUGAUGGCUUCAAGCUUCCGCGGCUUAAGUGCCUCGAGAUAAAGUGUUGUCAGGGGAUAGAGACGAUAGAGAUCUCAAACUCGAACAUUGUGUCGUUUAGUUAUGUGGGUCAUGUCAUUGAUUUAGUUCUCAGCAACGUUCCAAUGCUCGUUGAUGUCUCGAUUAUGGAAGGACAUUCCGCGCUUCAGACUAAUGUGUUUGGACAACUUUCUUGCUGUCUUGAUCAGAUUGAGAUUCUUACAUUGGGUAUACAUCAUACUAAAAAGGAUGCAGAGAAUUUCUCCUUUCCUGCUUUGCCUGGCCUCAAGGAGCUAAUUCUAAACGUUGGAGCGUGGGAUGACGAUAGUCUUCUCGAGUUCGCGUACCUUAUAAAGUCAUGCCCUAAUUUGAAGAGAUUUGCAAUGAAGUUGAGAUGGAUGUCAAUCGUGUCAACCCUGAAACGAACAGAAAUGAGGCGAGCACCCAAAUGCGCCCACGAGCACCUAAAACUGGUGGAGAUUGGUGGGUACUAUGGUCGUACAAGUGAUGCUGAACUCGCUAUCUACUUCGUUGAAAACGCGGUUGCGCUGCAGAAGAUCGUGAUCGAUCCUCGCAACCAAGUUCAACAUAGAUUGCCUCUGACGGAUGCUCAGAUCAAGCGCCACGAAACAGCCCGAAAACAUGCCCGGGAGCAUCUCAAAUCGAAAAUACCUCCACAACUCGAAUUAAUAAUCCUUUGA
Messenger RNA from Salvia hispanica, 1236 nucleotides. Lineage: Eukaryota; Viridiplantae; Streptophyta; Magnoliopsida; Lamiales; Lamiaceae. The record is from RefSeq and is a predicted model, not a curated record.